AUGGAAGAAGAACAAAGAGAGCGAAUGGACAGAAUGGAAAGAGCUCAGGAAGAAAUGAGAGAACAGUUAGCAAAGAUGAUGGAAUUGAUGAUGAGUCUCAGUAAAGGAAAAAGAGCGAUCGAAGAGCCAGCUCCGUCAGAAAACCCACCAGCACAAGACAGUAGAAACCAAAGGGAUGAUCCAUCCUAUCCCCCAGGGUUCACUCCACCACAUGCCCAAACCUCUCAAAGGGUCCACCCUCAGGUGAUGCCAUCCGUCUAUUACAAUGCACCACCCCCGUUAGGCCAUCAACCGACUCAUGGGCAAUUUGGGUCAUAUCCUGGGAUAAAUCCUGCUGAACCAAUAAAUGUCCCAGAUUUAGACGAUCCAAAAGAGCAAGAAAAACUAAGAAAGGACUCGUCGCAAACAGGAGAAAAUGAAAAAGACCAGAAAAAGUAUGAUCUGUUGGAAGAACGUCUUCGUGUUAUCGAAGAAGUUGAUAGGUUUGGUACCAUGGACGCAACCGAGCUAUGCUUAGUGCCGGAUGUAUUAAUCCCUGCUAAGUUCAAAGUUCCAGAAUUUGAAAAAUAUGACGGAACAAAAUGUCCCAUGGCACAUAUUACCAUGUAUUGUCGAAAGAUGGUUGCACAGUCUCACGAUGAUAAGUUACUGAUCCAUUUUUUCCAAGACAGCUUGACUGGGUCAGCUGCUCGGUGGUACACUAUGGAAAAGAAGCAAAACGAGAACUUCAAGGAAUAUGCCCAAAAGUGGAGAGAUACGGCAGCGCAAGUUCAGCCACCUCUCACUGAUAAAGAGAUGACUGUGUUGUUCAUAAACACACUCCGAGCUCCAUUCUAUGAGCGCUUGAUCGGGCAUGAAGUUGUCAGCUCGAAGAAAGGGAGUACGUCCAUGAAGAAAGAAGGGGAUGUGCAAGCAGUCGCUCACGACAGCCAACAAGCCCACAACUUUAACCCAUAUUACCCGUACCCCCCAUACCAACCCUUCUAUCCGAACAUAGGCAACAUCACACAAAACCCAUAUGUGUACCAACCUGUCUCGCAACCAACAUUUCAAACCAAUGUUCUUCCACAAACUCCACCACCAAGACCGGUAGCUUCAACCAAUAAUCCUGGCCAUGGUCAAAGAGGACCUAAAACUACCCUAGAAAGACCAAAGUUUGAUCCUAUCCCAGUCCCUUACACUACAUUGCUGCCACAACUCAUAGAAAAUCGACUCCUUGCUCGAACCCCUUUAGAACCACUCCGACCACCUUUCCCGAAAUGGUAUGAUCCGAAUGCGCAUUAUGAUUACUAUUUUGGAAUUCAAAGGCACUCCACCGAGAAUUGUACUGCUUUAAAACAUAAAGUUCAAGAGCUCAUUAAGGCAGGACUUUUAAAUUUUGCUAAAAAAGACAAUUCGAGUGUUGAUGGGAACCCGUUACCUAAUCAUGGAAGACCGACUGUGAAUGCCAUACAUGAAGGGAUGAUUUGA
This is a messenger RNA of Theobroma cacao (cacao), 1470 nucleotides long. The record is from RefSeq and is a predicted model, not a curated record. NCBI's taxonomy places the organism in Eukaryota, Viridiplantae, Streptophyta, Magnoliopsida, Malvales, Malvaceae.